AUGAAGGAGGAAGACACUCCAGUCAAGAUUUCAAAGAUGAAAGAGCACACACAGGUCAAGGAGGAAGGAGUGGAUGUGUCUGUUACUCCAGACAUAAAGGCAGAUACUCCCAACAAUGCUGAAGUUCAGUUUGCCAAAUCAGAGACACCAAAAACAACCAGUGAUUCUGAGCUUAUCCUAUCCCCUCCUACAGCUGAUGUGAGUGUGAAACAAAGCAUUGAUGAUGAUGAAUGGAAUGAAGCUGAUAGAGCUUCAUCACCUGAUCAGGGUCCCAGCGUUGAAGUGAUUGUGAACCUGGAGCAGCCUGCAAGAGAUGAAAAAAGAUGCCGUUUUUGUGGCAAGAAUUUCCGCAAAGACUCUUCUCUUAUAUGGCAUGUAAACAGAACUCACAAAGGGCAGAAAGCUUUUAAAUGUCUGAAGUGCAACAUGGAGUUUGACCAAAGGUCACAGCUGGUGAAGCAUACAAGAAAACACACAGCAGUUAAAAAGUCAUUCAAAUGUGAUUUCUGUGAAAGAACAUUUUCACAGAACUCAAGUUGUAUUGUCCACAUGAGGGUGCACACUGGAGAAAAACCAUAUUUUUGUAAGAAUUGUGGCAAAAGUUUUGCUUACAGUGGUCAUUUGAAAUUUUGCAAUUUUCAGAGUAAAUUAAAGAGCCCACCAGAAAAAGUGAAACCAGAGGAGACUCUUAAAGAGGAGAAACGCUUCAGUUGCUCUGACUGCAGCAAAGAGUUUCGAUACAAGUACCAGCUUGUUGAGCAUAUCAGAAUUCACACUGGAGAAAAACCUUACGGUUGUGGGAUAUGUGGUAAAACCUAUGCUCACAUCUCUGCUCGAAAUUCUCAUCUGAAGGCACACAGUACAGAAAAACCAUACUUUUGUAAGAAUUGUGGUAGGAGUUUUAAGAGAAAGAGGCAUCUCCAAUUCUGCACUAGCAGAGAAAAGACAUUUCGUUGUGAAACAUGUGGCAAAACCUUUUACACAAAGUCACAACUGGAUGUGCAUUUUGAGGUUCAUGAGGCGUGGAAACGACACAUCAGAGAGAAAGUGCAAGAAUCUAAGUUAGAAGACAAAAGUCCAACAAGCCUGUAA
Xyrichtys novacula (pearly razorfish) is the source of this 1092-nucleotide messenger RNA. NCBI's taxonomy places the organism in Eukaryota, Metazoa, Chordata, Actinopteri, Labriformes, Labridae. The record is from the annotation of a GenBank genome assembly.